Molecule: messenger RNA, 963 nt
Organism: Manihot esculenta (cassava)
Lineage: Eukaryota; Viridiplantae; Streptophyta; Magnoliopsida; Malpighiales; Euphorbiaceae
Exons: 1
Coding region: 145-903 (252 amino acids)
Biological process (GO): protein ubiquitination
Cellular component (GO): cytoplasm
Molecular function (GO): ubiquitin protein ligase activity
Source: RefSeq, a predicted model, not a curated record
UUAAAUUUUUCGGACUAAAGAGGUCCUUUUUAUUUUAUUUAUUAGAUAUAAAUUUUAUUAAUUAUUCUUGAACUUUUUUAUUCAUAGUGCAUAUAUAAAUCAGAGCUAAUCGCGGAAUCGGUCUGACCGACCGGUCCCACAACUAUGGUGAAUAUCCUAAUUCUAAAUGAAGUAGGAUUAUGCAAAUUCUUAUAUAUACACAUAAACUCAUAUAUCUGGAAAAUCAACCUCAGCUCUACAUAUUCGAUUCAAUUAUUCGUCAUGGAGAACCAACCAACGAUUAUGUUGAAUUUCUUCCUCACUAAUAUUUAUGAGCAAUAUGUUUUAUUGGCUGAUUCUGAUGAUCCACUCUAUGUUUCGGAGGAGACCUUUAUUGUAGACGAAAGAUUCAUUGAGAUAGCUGGCUGUGAUUAUGGAGAAUCGACAAGAAAGCUUGUAUGCGAGACCUUGACCACCAUGGGAGUCUCAGAAGACGACCAUGAGAGUGUUUGGAGACGAGUUGAUUCUGAUGUUAAGCGUAUGCUUGAAGCACGUCGCACGACCACCACAACCAUUUUACUAUCUAUAGAAAUGGCAAGCCUCUACUCUGAAGAAUAUGUAGAUGAGGAUGCUGAUACGCGCCAGCCAAUUCCUGCGUCAGAAUCAUCCAUUGAUGACCUAACAAGAAUUGUGUUUGCUGUUGGGGUCCAGGAUCCUGAGAACUGUAUUGUUUGCUUGGAAGAAUUUGAGGAUGGAGAUGAUCUGAUUCAGAUGCCAUGUUCCCACCUUUAUCACCAGCAUUGCAUUGUUGAAUGGCUUAUGACCAGCCACCUUUGUCCGCUUUGCCGCUAUCAGAUGCCCACCACUCAGCUCAGCGAGCAUUGCCACAAUUCGUUGCCCCAGGAUCAGAACGUAAUUAAUUAGUCAAUUGUUUAGAAUAAACAACUGUACUUGGGUAGCACUAUUCUAUGUCAUGAUUUAUCA